Molecule: messenger RNA, 1195 nt
Organism: Phacochoerus africanus (Common warthog)
Lineage: Eukaryota; Metazoa; Chordata; Mammalia; Artiodactyla; Suidae
Gene: TCEAL4
Product: transcription elongation factor A like 4
Exons: 3
Coding region: 217-897 (226 amino acids)
Source: RefSeq, a predicted model, not a curated record
CGGUCACGUGACCGCCGGGCGCCGAAGUGGGCACCGGUCCGGGUGCCCGCCCUCCCUCCCUGCGGUCGGACCCGGAGCCGUCUGCGAGCCCCUAAUUGUUGCUCCAGGUUUUUUCAGGUCUGUGAGGCUGUUGUUCCCAGCACCGUGCUGGGCUCCAUAAAGACAAGGAGCCUGUCCAGAAUCCCCGCAGGACAGGAGAAGAGGGGACAUCUCAACAUGGAAAAACUCUGCAAUGAAAAUGAAGGAAAGCCUGAGAACCAUGGAAAGAUGGAAGAGGAAGAAGAGCCACUGGAUGCGGGAAAGCCAGGAGUAGCUUGUGCCGUGGCAGACAAGGAAAAGUUAGAAAACAAGGGAAGGACAGAUCACAGGGGAAAGCCAGAAGAUGAGGAAGUUCUAAAGGAUAAGGAAAAGCCAGAGAGUGAGGCAAAGCCCAAAGAAGGAAAGCCAGAGAGCCAGGGAAAGCCAGUGGGCGAGGGCAAACCAAAAGAAGGAAAAGCAGAGAGUGAGGCAAAGCCAGAGAGCCAGGGAAAGCCAGUGAGUGAGGGCAAGCCCAAAGAAGAAAAGCCAGCCAGCGAGCCAAGGGCUGCAGGAAAGCGCCCAGCUGGGGAUGAUAUACCCAGGAAGGCCAAAAGAAAAACCAACAAGGGGCUGGCUCAGUGUCUCAAGGAAUACAAGGAGGCCAUACAUGAUAUGCAUUUGAGCAAUGAGGAGAUGAUAAGAGAAUUUGACGAGAUGGCCAGAGUGGAGGAUGAGGUGAAGAAAACCAGACAGAAACUGGGGGGGUUUAUGUGGAUGCAAAAAAGUUUACAGGACCCCUUCCACCCCAGGGGCCCAAGGGAACUCAGGGGUGGCUGCAGGGCCCCACAGAGGGGUUUUGAAGACAUUCCAUUUGUGUAGUGCCCCUGGCAGGCACUUGCAAAGCCUUGUGCUUUAUUUAACCUUAUCCUAAUACUAUGCUUUAGGUGUCAUUAUCAUUAUCCAAUCACAGACCUCUGUUUCAGUAGCAGAUUUUCAUCCAUUGCAUGGAAAAAUGUUUAUGGUGCAUUGUAAAAUUAAAAAAAAAAAAAAACCUAGUUUGCAGAACCAUAUAUAUGCUAUCAGUCCAUUAUUGUAAAACUACAAAGAUAGUUACCUAGUGAUCCAUGUACAGAAACAACUCCUAAAGCUGUGUCUACUAAAAGAUUAACAGUGGUUA